GGUCCCGCUCAGUCCCGCUCGGUCCCCCUCGGUCCCCCUCGGUCCCGCUCAGUCCCGCCCGGUCCCGCCCAGUCCCCCUCGGCACGGUUCCUGUGUCCGCCCCGGGGUGAAUGAAGAUCUGCGCCCAGGCGAGCGGCGGCCCCCGCCAGGGUGGGAAGCGCAGCCCGCACCGGACAGGCAGACGGGCUUCUCGGGAGAAGGGAUCCUGCUCGGGAUCAGUCGGUGUCCUUGGUCAGAGGCAGAAAUGGCCCUGGGUUCAGGGUGAUGACUUCCGGGUCAGCAUCAUCUGUUUCAACCUGGACACCAUGGAGGUCACGUGGGAUCCCGCCUACCAUGUGGGGGCCAACCUGAGCCUAGACUUCCGCUACAACCUGGAUCCCCUGCAGCACUGCCCCCGUUACGUCCUGUCCGCGGGAGUCACUUCCGGGUGCGUGUUCCCCGCCCGCCGCGCCCGACUGGAGGUCCACAUCCGGAAGGGCAAGGUGCUGGUCUACACCCAGAAGCGACUGGCCACAGCCUUCCUGAAGCCCCGGCCCCCAGGGAACAUGACCUUCCAUAGCAUCAUCUGUGCUCUCCUGAGCCCGCUGCCCUGGGCUCGGUCUGUGAGGGAGACUGAGUCACAGCACCGUCCCAUGCCCCGUCCACAGACCUCGUCCACCAAGAACACAUGUAACGUCACAGUGGCCGGAGUCGACCUCCGGCGCUGCUACGACUUCCGGGCCCGGGUCACCACGGAGGAGUCCAUGUACGGCCAUGAGACGCACCCCAGCGACUGGACCCCCGUGACGCACUGGCGAGCCGCGGGGCGCGCAGAGUCCUGCCAGGAGCCGCCUGCCCCGGCUUUCCCGAAGCUCCUGGCUGCGUGCAGCAUCCUGACCCUGCUGACGUCGCUGCUGCUGCUGCUGUCCCUGUGGAGGCUGCGGAGGGUCAAGAACGUGCUGAUGCCCUGUGUGCCCGACCCCAAGGGCAGCUUCCCCGGGCUGUUUGAGAAGCACGGCGGCGACUUCCAGGAGUGGAUCAAUGACACACAGCAUGUGACCCUGAUGGCCAAGCCAGAAGUCUGUGAUCCCACAGAGGAGGCACUGGUCCUGGAGCACCACGGGAAGGGGGAGGAGCCUGAAUGGGACAAGGAUGCUGGGAUUCCUGGCCUUCCACGGGAGGGCUUGAGGGGCGGAGACCUGGUGUCUGUGGGUGGGGUCACUUUCAUGAUGGACAGCGAUGCCUAUAUGACCUUGUGACCCUGGCGUGACCUUGGGCACUGUGAUAGUGUCACAGCCAAGGUGAGUGUCCAUGGUGUCAGUCAUCCAUCAUUUCCCGCCCACACCCCCUGUCAAUCAUCAGGACGUGCCCACAGCCCUCCUGUCAAUCAUCCCUCAGGACAUGCCCACAGCCCUCCUGUCAAUCAUCCCUCAGGACAUGCCCACUGCCCUCCUGUCGAUCAUCACUCAGGACAUGCCCACACCCCCUG
Peromyscus maniculatus bairdii (prairie deer mouse) is the source of this 1468-nucleotide messenger RNA. The record is from RefSeq and is a predicted model, not a curated record. Lineage: Eukaryota; Metazoa; Chordata; Mammalia; Rodentia; Cricetidae.